Linum tenue is the source of this 955-nucleotide messenger RNA. NCBI's taxonomy places the organism in Eukaryota, Viridiplantae, Streptophyta, Magnoliopsida, Malpighiales, Linaceae. The record is from the annotation of a GenBank genome assembly.
UCCUUUUCUUUUUUUGGUAAAACACCUCUCACUUUCCCUUGUCGACGUAGCAGAUAUGGGGAAAUCGAAGCAAGCCGUGGACUACUUCGUGGUGGAUGCUUUCACCGAUUCCCCGUUCAAGGGCAACCCGGCGGCCGUGUGCUUGCUGGAAGACGAGCGAGACGAUGCCUGGCUACAAUCGCUGGCCACGGAGUUCAAUAUCUCCAUCACUUGUUACCUGACUCGCUUGCUUCCGGCCACUUCCCCAAAUCCCAAGUUCCGCCUCCGCUGGUUCACCCCUGUCGCCGAGUUCAAUCUCUGUGGUCACGCGACAUUAGCAGCCUCGCACACCCUUUUCGCGAACGGGUUCGUGGAAUCCGACACGAUCGAGUUCGAAACAAUGUCCGGAAUCCUGACUGCCAGAAGAGUUGUUGCUGCUGCUGCAGGGGAAGCCAAUAAAGAUAGCUUCCUCAUUGAGCUGAAUUUCCCUAGAGUCCCAAUUACCGAGUUCAACGACUAUGUCACCGCCGCGGCGGAUGGUGACAUUGCUACCAUCUCCAAGGCAUUCAAUGGUGCUCCGAUUGUGGAUAUGAGACGGACCACCACUGCAGAGGAUCUCUUUCUGGUGCUGCCGUCUGGUGAAGCUGUGCUGGAAUUGGAGCCGAAUUUCGACGAGAUAAGCAAGUGUCCUGGAAGGGGAAUCAUCGUCUCCGGUGCAGCUCCGUCCGGGUCCGGAUUCGAUUUCUACAGUCGAUACUUCUGCCCCAAGUAUGGGAUCAAUGAGGAUCCAGUUUGCGGCAGUGCUCAUUGUGCUUUAGCACCCUACUGGAGCAAAAUCCUGGGGAAGUCUGAUUUCCUGGCGUAUGCGGCGUCACGAAGGAGCGGAGUGCUCAACGUUCGUCUCGACGAGGUCAAUGAGAGGGUGAUGCUGCGAGGGAAUGCCGUCACUGUUAUGAAGGGCUCUGUUCUUGUAUGA